Myotis brandtii (Brandt's bat) is the source of this 863-nucleotide messenger RNA. RefSeq lists its product as uncharacterized. Bases 1 to 597 code for a protein of 198 amino acids. The transcript is spliced from 5 exons. Lineage: Eukaryota; Metazoa; Chordata; Mammalia; Chiroptera; Vespertilionidae. The record is from RefSeq and is a predicted model, not a curated record.
AUGGCUCCAAAGGAGCUGGCGCCCAGGCUGAAGGUCUUCCGGGUGCCCGACUCCAACCUCCGGGGAAUGGGACUCCGACUCCGUGUUGACCCUGACCCCGUCCUUGGGACUUUAGGCGCGCUCAGCGAUGCCCCCUGGUGCCCACCUGGUGCUGGGGCUGAGCAGACGAGGGACAGGAGCUGCUCUGGAGGUGUCUGGAGGCCCAGUGAGCCCGGGACCCGGGAAGCCCAAGGAGGUGACGCUGAGGCAGCAAGACCUCAGAGAGAGGGUGCGAGUCCCACAGACGACUGUGCAGCACGCCAGGCUGGGCUCCUGUUAGGAGGGGGUGCCUGUGCCCAGGCGGCGGCUCAGAGGCAGCUGCUCCAUGCAGAACUGAAGCUGGUCCUGCAGAAGAAGGGAGAGAGGGAGCAGGAGCCUGGGGCCCAGGUGACUCCUAGCAGCGCCAUGGAGGUCAGGAGCCGGAGUGCUGAGGUGAGUGCCCAUACGUCCUCCAAGGGGCGCUUGUGGGGCCUGGGUGGAGGGCACAGACUAGGGCAGCAAGGAAACACUUCCAGACGUCUCUGUGCCUCCGUCUCCCUAUCCAUGAAAUGGAAAUAGUAACGGGGCCUAUUUUAUGGGUCACUGUGAGGAAAAAAUAUUAACAUAUGUAAAGUGUUUAGCACAGAACCUGGCCCAGACUAAGAUUCAAAGCAGCUAAUUGAUUGGAGCAGAAUGGAAUUAUACUAAUCAUGAGCUAAAGAAAAUGUAGCAGAAACCCUUCAUCGAAAGUGGCAGGAUGGUGCAAGGGUUGAGGACACAGGGUUUGGACAUAUGAGUUUAUUUUUUUUAAUGAAUAUAUAUUUUUAUUGAUUUCAGAGAGGAAG